Molecule: messenger RNA, 1026 nt
Organism: Diplodia corticola
Lineage: Eukaryota; Fungi; Ascomycota; Dothideomycetes; Botryosphaeriales; Botryosphaeriaceae
Product: quercetin-dioxygenase
Exons: 1
Coding region: 1-1026 (341 amino acids)
Source: RefSeq, a predicted model, not a curated record
AUGUCCAAAGUCGUUUCUUUCAACGCCGCCGACAAGCAGACCUCAAACAUCCCAUCCAGCAAAAUCCUUCUCGCAACACUAGCAGCGCUCAUCGCCAUCGCCCUGGCGCUCUUCACGCCCCUCCGCAGUUUUGUCCCGAGCAGACUGCAUCCCAGAAUCUCGGCUCUCCGCACAAUGGCCACCACCACCACCACAACAGCGCCGAGCGGCAACACCAAAGCCUUUGGCCCCGCCGCCCCUCCUUCCACCAUGAAGCUCACCCGCCGCCCUUGGAACGAGCGCGGCCACGCCGACCACGGCUGGCUGUACACGUACCACACCUUCUCCUUCGCGUCGUACUGGUCGGCCGACCACGAGGCCUUCGGCCCGCUGCGCGUCAUCAACGAGGACCGCGUCGCGCCGGGCACGGGCUUCGGCGCGCACUCGCACGCCGAGUUCCUCAUCUGGAGCUACGUCGUCGGCGGCGAGCUCGAGCACAAGGACUCGAUGGGCAACCUCGAGCGCCUGCGCCGCGGCGACGUGCAGUUCACCAGCGCCGGCACCGGCAUCCGCCACUCCGAGUUCAACCGCAACACCGACGCCGAGGUGCACUUUUUGCAGAUCUGGGCCCGUCCCGCCGUGCGCGGCUUGACGCCCGCGUACACUACCCGCACCUUCCCCGACGAGCUGAAGGUGAACAGGUUGUGUCGGGUUAUGGAGAGCGUGGGGAGGCAUGGUGGGGGGGAUGGUGAGAGCGAGCCGAUCCCGCUGCAUGCGGAUUUGAGUAUGAGCGCGUCGUUGUUGGAGCCGGGCGUGAAGGUGAGGCAUCGGCUUGUUGCUGAUGGGGAGCGGAAGGUCUACUUGCACGUGGUCAUGGCUGGGAGAGAGCAGCCGAAGGAGGGCGGUGCCGCCAUCAGGGUGGGGGAUAAGGUGUUGAGGGAGGGAGACGGUGCUUAUGUUGAGGGGCUGAAGGGCCCGGGAGAGGUCGUGGUGGAGAGUGUGGGGGACAAGAGGGCCGAGUUCCUGCUUUUUGAUAUGGAACCUUGA